Erigeron canadensis is the source of this 892-nucleotide messenger RNA. Its product is annotated as agamous-like MADS-box protein MADS3. Gene Ontology annotation, molecular function: protein dimerization activity; RNA polymerase II cis-regulatory region sequence-specific DNA binding; DNA-binding transcription factor activity, RNA polymerase II-specific. The record is from RefSeq and is a predicted model, not a curated record. Gene Ontology annotation, biological process: positive regulation of transcription by RNA polymerase II. The transcript is spliced from 8 exons. Gene Ontology annotation, cellular component: nucleus. Bases 12 to 866 code for a protein of 284 amino acids. Lineage: Eukaryota; Viridiplantae; Streptophyta; Magnoliopsida; Asterales; Asteraceae.
AUCCAAUUAUCAUGGGGAGAGGAAGAGUAGAACUUAAGAGAAUAGAAAACAAAAUCAACAGACAAGUCACCUUCUCUAAACGAAGAAAUGGUUUGCUCAAAAAAGCUUACGAACUUUCCGUCCUCUGCGACGCUGAAGUCGGCCUCAUCAUCUUCUCCAGCCGCGACAAACUCUACGAGUUUGGAAGCGUCGGUGUUAUGAAAACUCUUGAACGCUAUCAACGUUGUUGCUUUAAUCCUCAAGAGAACAACAAUGAGCGUGAAACACAGAGUUGGCAUCAAGAGGUUUCGAAAUUAAAAGCCAAGUUUGAAUCCCUCCAACGGACCCAAAGACAUUUACUUGGGGAAGAUCUUGGACCACUUAGUGUCAAAGAAUUACAUAAUCUUGAAAAACAACUAGAGGGAGCUCUUACACAAGCUAGACAAAGGAAGACGCAAAUUAUGGUGGAACAGAUGGAGGAGCUUCGACGUAAGGAACGUGAACUCGGAGACAUGAAUAAGCAUCUAAAGAUCAAGGUCUCACAUGAGUUAUCAACGUUUGAGAGUGCAUCAGAAGGAGGACAAGUUGUUUAUAGAGCACAUAAUGAGUUGCAUUGCCCAUGGAAUAACUCUACCACCACCACUACUACUAUUGGUCAUGAUCAUGUAUCUCCUGCUGCUGGUAACCACACUAGUUCCACUUUCCAAAUAUUGCAUCAUCAUUCCAAUAAUCCGGCCAUGGACUGUCAUCAAGAACCACCACCACCCAUCUUACAGAUAGGGUACAACCAGUUUAUGCAUGGGGGGGAGGGACCAUCGUCGUCGUCUGUUCAUCAUCAGAGGAACAUGAUUGGUGAAACUAGUAGUAUUCAUGGUUGGGUCGUUUGACCUACUAUAUAUUUUUACAUGAUUAA